This is a messenger RNA of Carassius gibelio (silver crucian carp), 1007 nucleotides long. RefSeq names its product histone H2A-like. Gene Ontology annotation, cellular component: nucleosome. The record is from RefSeq and is a predicted model, not a curated record. Gene Ontology annotation, molecular function: structural constituent of chromatin; protein heterodimerization activity; DNA binding. The transcript has a single exon. Lineage: Eukaryota; Metazoa; Chordata; Actinopteri; Cypriniformes; Cyprinidae. Bases 81 to 467 code for a protein of 128 amino acids.
CUCUUAUAAAGCGAUCGGCAAACCACGACUCCAACAUUUCUGCGUAAAUUCGCAGUGUAUAGUUCAACAAUAUCUGAAUAAUGAGUGGCAGAGGUAAAACCGGUGGUAAGGCCAGGGCAAAGGCUAAGACUCGCUCCUCCAGAGCAGGACUGCAGUUCCCCGUCGGUCGUGUUCACAGACUUCUUCGCAAAGGGAACUACGGCGAGCGCGUCGGUGCCGGUGCUCCGGUGUAUCUGGCCGCUGUGCUCGAGUAUCUGACGGCUGAGAUCCUGGAGUUGGCCGGAAACGCCGCUCGGGACAAUAAGAAGACCCGUAUCAUCCCCCGUCACCUGCAGCUGGCGGUGCGUAACGACGAGGAGCUCAACAAACUCCUGGGCGGAGUGACCAUCGCUCAGGGCGGCGUGCUGCCCAACAUCCAGGCCGUGCUGCUGCCCAAGAAGACCGAGAAACCCGCCAAAACCAAAUGAACACGAGAAAACACGACACUCAUAAAGGCUCUUUUCAGAGCCACACACAUCCUCUUUAAGAGCCGUUUGAAAUAUGAUGGAUUUCGACUACGAAAAUUGUUUUUCAUUAUUUAUAUAUAUACAUAUAUAUACACACACACAGGCUAUGAAUAAACUACCCUUCCACUGCAAGUUAAUGAGUUGCAACUAUGGAGGGAGCCUGUGUAUUGUGGCAACAUCGGUUCCUUCAGAGAGAAUCUUCUAAAAAACGGCAGAUAACCACAGAAAAAAUAAAUAUGAUCAGUCCAUCAAAGCUGAGGCAUCAGAUUAUUGUUGAAUGCCAAUCUUCACUGAGGAUAUUAAUACUAAUAAUAUAUAUUAAUAAUUUGCUUGAGUUUGGUUCUAGUUCAGUGGAUUUAUUUGCGGUUUUGUUGUUAAUUUGUGCAAUAAAAUGUUUGAUUAAAAUAAUAAACAAAAUAAUGGUUUUGUAACAAAAUACAUGUACAAAAUUAGGCAAUUAUAUAGAUUAUCAUAAAAACACUGCACAUGAAAGGGUUUUCA